Molecule: messenger RNA, 456 nt
Organism: Emiliania huxleyi CCMP1516
Lineage: Eukaryota; Haptophyta; Isochrysidales; Noelaerhabdaceae
Exons: 1
Coding region: 1-456 (151 amino acids)
Source: RefSeq, a predicted model, not a curated record
AUGCCGCUCUGGCGAGCACUGCGCGGGUGCUAUCCGUCCGACGAGGCAGCUCUGACUGCGCUGACCGCCAACAAGGGUAUUGUUACGCCAUGGGUUGUCUCUCCGUCCACCAUCACCAGCAACAACGCGCUGUUGCGAGGGAUGCUGGGCAAGCAGCGAGCGCUCAAUGUCAUCACGAAGAAUCCCGGCGUACUUGCGUGCGAUCCAGAGCGCCUCGCAAUCUCGAGUCCGCAGGAGAUAGAGGCCGUCGCGAGCGCCACUUCGGCCGUCGGCAGAGCGUCGACGCCACUCGCCUUUGCCGCGCUCGCGCUUUUCACGCUCGCGCUGCUGCCUUCUGCCGGCGUCAUGGACGCCGAGCUGGCCGGCUCAAUUGUCCGCCCGGCGAGCGGCGCGAUAGGCGCCACGGCCUUUUUCGCGGCGUUGGCGGGAGCGACAGCAGCACAAAGGCGGUCGUAG